Messenger RNA from Oreochromis niloticus (Nile tilapia), 2553 nucleotides. RefSeq names its product troponin T type 2b (cardiac) (gene tnnt2b). The transcript has 13 exons. Gene Ontology annotation, cellular component: troponin complex. Lineage: Eukaryota; Metazoa; Chordata; Actinopteri; Cichliformes; Cichlidae. The record is from RefSeq and is a predicted model, not a curated record. Gene Ontology annotation, molecular function: tropomyosin binding; troponin C binding; troponin I binding. Gene Ontology annotation, biological process: sarcomere organization; regulation of muscle contraction; cardiac muscle contraction. The coding region runs from base 154 to 882 and encodes 242 amino acids.
GUUUGCAAGUAUGUGCCCACCCAUUGUAGACAUGGGCAGCUUGCCGCCAUGUGAUUCACUACUGGGUUUAAAAGCUUAUAGCCCACAGUGAAGGACACAGUAUACAAUUCCCCAUUGAGCCACAUUGCACGAGCUGGGAACUGCAUCCUAAACAUGUCAGACACAGAGGAUGCUGCAUAUGAAGGAGAACAAGAUGGCACAGAGGAAAAUGAAGGAGAUGAUGCAAAGCCCAAGCAAAGGCCAAAUUUUGUGCCUGGCUUGGCAGCUCCUAAGAUCCCAGAUGGAGAAAAAGUGGACUUUGACGACAUUCAAAGGAAACGAAUGGAAAAAGACCUGACUGAGCUCCAGACUUUGAUUGAAGCUCACUUUGAGAAGCGUAAGAAGGAGGAAGAAGAGCUUAUUGGCCUCACACAGCGUAUUGAGAAACGCAGGUCUGAGAGAGCAGAGGAGAUGAAGAUCAGAGCGGAGAGAGAAAGAGAACGGCAGAACAAACUAGCAGAAGAGAAAGCCAGAAAAGAAGAAGAAGAAGCCAAGAAGAGAGCAGAUGAUGAUGCAAGGAAGAAGAUGAUUCUGUCCAAUCUGACUUUCACUGGAUACAGGCAAACACAAAGCGGAACAAAAAAACCAACAGAAAGAGAAAAGAAGAGAAAGAUUCUGAAUGAUCGACGGAAAGAAUUAAAUAUUGAUCAUUUGAAAGAGGACAAACUCAGAGAAAAGGCUAAGGAUCUUUGGGACUGGUUGCGCCAGCUAGAGGCCGAGAAAUUUGAACUUCAGCAAAAAUGCACAAAGCAGAAGUACGAGGUCACGGUGCUGAGAAAUCGUGUCAGUGAUCAUCAGAAAAUUUCAAAGGGUGGCAGGAGCAAGCGUGGCCUGAGGAAGUAACGUCUGACAUCAGCUGGAGAAAAACCAGCAACAUCAGCCAUCCGUAAACGACUGAGCAUAAGAAACUGGAUAAUAAUAUUUUCUUAAUACUUGAAAAUGGAAGAACAAUAAAAAAACAGUACACAAUUUUAGAUGUUGUUAGUGGAAUAAAAUGCAUGUUAAGUUACUGACAGCAGACUGAUCAGAUGAUGUGGUUUAACUUGUGUUCAUCUGACCAUGUGUAACACAUAAGGAUGAUUUUUUUUUUUAACUGAAUCCAAAAGUUUAAAAAACUGACUGAAAGAAAUCAGAGCAACUGAAUCAAUUCUGGUGUGUAGGAUUUUGUGAUUGAAAGGAAUUUAAAUAAACUUGUAUCUAACAAAAUGGACGCAGCAUGUAUCUGUGGCUCCAGCACUCGUGGGAACUUACAGAUGAAUACCAACUCUAUGAUAGUUAUAAAGGCCACACCUGCUUUAAUGAAGCCAGAUUGACUUAGUUAGACUUAAUAGUUUUAUGUUACAGAUUCCAGUUAGCUUACUUUUACUUUGCUAUCCUGUUUUAUUUGUGGCUUUUGACAUAUGACAUCCACAUAAGGUUGAUGCAUUCUCACAGGAAUACAAGCUUUUUAUUAAUGAAUACAUACAGACACAUAAAUCUCCAGUGUACAAUGAAGUGAUUAUUUAAAAUAUGGUCAGCUGUGCCAGAAGUCUAAAUCUAAAUAACACCCACAGACCCAAAAUCCCCUCAUGGCUGUUCAGUGGAUUAUGUGGUUUGAAAUGUGGACGACCAAAGUUCAAAUCUGGUCAGCAGUUAUAUAAUAGAGUGAGCGCAACAACAGCUGCAGUGCCUGGAUUAAUAAAAUAAAUCAUAGGGGUGGAGUAAACAGAAUGCGAGAGAUGAGUUGCUAAUCUGCCCUGAAGCAUUUCAAACUGCAGCCAAGGGGUGUGACGAGACAUGAAUGAGAUUGGAAACUUCUUCAUGCUGCAGUGACUGUGAAAAAGGACUCAGAAUUACUCAAAUUUGUUGGAUUCUUGGAUUAUCUUUGCAGCCAAAAGAAUAUAUUUAUUUCAGCUUUAUUACCAGUACUGUGUUCAAUACAGCUAGCUAAUUUCAAAAUGGCAAUCAUACAUAUGAAAUAGAUGGACAUCCCAACAGCAAAAGUUGUAUUUACAAAUAGAGAUACACAUCAAAUGUCCUACAGCAGCCAUGUUAACAGAAUAUCAUUUAUUUUUUAUUUGGUCAUGUUAUGCAUUGUCAAAAUUCUUACAUGUGCAUUACAUGCUAUGACACACAUUUCAGUGCAAGAUGAAAGCCUAGGCAUUGUGUCACUAUCUAUUUAUGCAAGCUCAUGGUUCCAAAGUGAAGGCUUGGACACAAACUGUAUAUAAAAACAUGACAUGACAGCAUUAAAAAUGAGAAAAGCAAAUAAAAUUGUGCACUUUCUGCAUUUUCGCUCUUAUUGUACUAGACUUUCACCCAUAUUCCAACAAGGAAACAGAAUUUUACAGCAUAUAAAACAUCAUGUAGUGAUUUGUUCAUGGAUGUACUAUGUCGAGUUUAUGGAUGAAAUGGGAUGAGAUUUUAUGUCCUUGCAGGUGAGUUACUUCACUGAACAACUUUCAGAGGUCUGAUAAGCUGUUAAUCAACAACUUGAAGUGACCGCUGUGCCGCCAUGGUGAUGUCAUUCACAAA